AUGGCCGCCGCCACUGCGAAGCAGGACGAGACGCAACAGGAGCAGUUUGCGGCGCAAGUGGCCAUCGUUGCGAUCGAGAUCAGCGCGCACGGCUUCCAGGCCCCGAGCUUCCUCCGCGGCGCCAGCGUGCUCCAGGGCGACCCGCUCAGCUCGUCUUUCUGCGCACUUGGCACCGACCCCCCCGCGCCUGGGAGUCGCGCCGCGGUCGCGCGCGAGGGGGCCUUCAGGCACUGCGCGGACGACGUCAGCAUUCCCCUGUGGGAGCUCACGGCAACCACUCCAACCCAGCACCUGCGUGACCUGGUUCGUCGCGCGACAGGUUGGCUCAGCUUCACGCCGUGCUCUCCCGCGACCAGGGUGUUCGGCCUCUCGGACUCCAUCCGGGCCUCGCUGCCCGCGUUCACCUACGCUGGCUCCAUGGCCGGCCUGGUGGUGGCGGGCCCCAUGGGCGACGCCCCCCCCUUGGGCGGCGCGCGCUGGAGCAGGUGUUUUCGCAGAGGGGAGGGGGGGGGGCGCCACUGCGCCAUGUCGACGGCCCCGACCGAGUACGCGGGCAGCCCCGGGGCCGUCAGCCUGGCCGUGGGCGAGUCGGGGCUCCAGGGCGAGCUCUCUGCCGGUUGGCCGCAAGGUCCCGCUGCCCCGCGCGGGGCCGCGCUGGACGCGGCCCUCGCGGGGGUCGAGAGCGCCGCCGCGCGCGCGGCGCUGCUGGAGCUGCGAGGGCUGCUGGCGGAAGAAGCGCAGCAGCGCGCCCUGAGCAUCGGCAGGCUGGAGCGGGAGGUCGAGCGGCUGCGGGCGGUCCACGAGGAGACGCGUGGCAGCACCCCAGGCGCGGCUGGCGCCCUCCUGUCGCAGUGGGCGGGGCAGGAGCUGACGCGGCUCGGGGCGGCGCAGGAGAAGCUGGGCCACACCGUGGAGUCCUUCCUUGAGAGUUCGCGACGGAGGAGAUGGCGCAGCAAGCGCGGUCUGCUCGACGACCGUGUCAGCCAGCUGGACGAGCGCGCGAGCGCCCACGCGAGACACUGCGCCGAGCUAUCCUGCAGGGCUCGCGUACGCCAGGCCGCCGUCCCCCCUCGGGAGCGGGCCACGCUGCGAGAAGGACGGGUGGGGCAUCGGCGACUGCAGAGGCCUGUUCCCAGGGACCGCAUUUUCACUCCCAGUAAGUACCUUUCUUGA
This is a messenger RNA of Prorocentrum cordatum, 1173 nucleotides long. The record is from the annotation of a GenBank genome assembly. NCBI's taxonomy places the organism in Eukaryota, Dinophyceae, Prorocentrales, Prorocentraceae.